Messenger RNA from Thermochaetoides thermophila DSM 1495, 7323 nucleotides. RefSeq lists its product as uncharacterized. Lineage: Eukaryota; Fungi; Ascomycota; Sordariomycetes; Sordariales; Chaetomiaceae. Bases 1 to 7323 code for a protein of 2440 amino acids. The record is from RefSeq and is a predicted model, not a curated record. The transcript has 2 exons. Gene Ontology annotation, molecular function: ATP binding; methyltransferase activity; ATP-dependent chromatin remodeler activity.
AUGCCUCCAAAGGACACACAGCGUCGUCCUCUCAAGAAGGAUGGUGCUCCGGCACCCUCAGCUCGCGCAAGUCGCGCCCAGAAGAGACGGCUGUCAGAGAACUGCGAUGAAGACAUGGACAACCCAGAACAGUCCAUUAAGAGGUGCCGCAGGGCCGCUGAUGAUGAAAUCCGGUCAUCUCCCACACUUAGCGACAUCCCCGAGGAUAUUACGAUGGACGAUGCCACUGCUCAAGAAUCCGAGGAGAACAAAGACAGCGAUGACGACCGGCCCGGAAAGGAUCGGUCGAGAAAGCAGGGGCUUGACAAGAAGUUGAAGCCGAUAUCCGAUGUCAGCGAGAUGUUUGAGGACAUGAUCCAACGCUGUCCUCCAGCGCAUUUCGAGGACAGGCCGGUGAUGCUGAGGGUUGCGACCGUCUGCUCUGGUACCGACGCUCCUAUUUUUGCACUUAGCCAUAUCCGCGAUGCUCUGCAGGCCAUGGGCCACGGCUUUUGCAUGGAUUUUGAGCACGUCUUCAGCUGCGAGAUUGAGCCUUUCAAGCAGGGCUUCAUUCGCCGUAACCUGCCACAGUGCAGUCUGAUCUUCCGCGACAUUGUCGAGCUUGCCACGGCUGCUCGUGAUGGCACCGCGACCACUGCUGGUGGCGCCCCUGCCAAGAUCCCUGACGGACCCCUUGAUAUCUUCUUCGCUGGGUGCUCGUGUGUCGACUAUUCUAACAUGAACACCAAUAAACCAAGCGGCAGAGUGCCUUCCCUCGAUCGACACCUGAAGGGCGAGGAGUCUCGCAAACCAGUUCCUGUCCGGUUCGAUGUGGCAUUCUUCCACGACCUCAGUAAGAGCUUGGAGGAGCUCGCGGAGCUGAGCACGGCUGGCGAGUCGGCCAGGACCUUUUUCGCAGCUGUGAAACUGAUCGCCGAGAGACGUCCUACCAUCGUCAUUCUCGAGAACGUGAGCGGUGCUCCCUGGAGCAUGUACACUGACCAAAUCUUCCCUCGAAUUGGGUAUGUCGCCCGCUUCGUUCGUCUUGACAGCAAGAAUUUCUACCUCCCUCAGACGCGCCAGCGAGGCUAUCUGGUCGCAAUCAACUGCUACCGGGAGAUCCCGUCUCCGAAUGAGCCGCCUGCUGAGAUCAAUGUCAUCAAUGCCAACCGAAUUGCCAGAGCUUGGACAGAGUGGCUUCAGCUGUGCCAGCGCCCGGCCUCGGCGCCCGUCACUGAGUUCCUCCGCAGUCCCGACGAUCCAAGCACUAUUCUGGCCAGGGCCGACAUGGAAAGCAAGCCAUGUACCAAUUCCGACUGGUCGUUGUCGUCCCUGCGACACAUUGAUGCACGGCGCCGGGCCAACUUGCGGCACGACGAUAAUCCCUUCAGCAUGAAAGCCAUGCGCGGCGGUCAGUUAAUUCAUAUGCGGCCACCUGAUCACUCAUGGCGGCCGGUUUGGAAGAUGGCGGGCCCCCGUAUCCUCGACCUUAUGGACAUUGUCUUUGCUGUCUCGUUAAAGGAUGGUAUCGACCUGGGCUACAAGACCGCCAUGAUCGACGUGAGCCAAAAUGUUGACCGCAAUGAGUUCUGCCGGCUCGGCCGUCCCAAAGCCAGGAAUCUCGGUAUCGUUGGCUGUGUCACUCCAUCUGGCCUGCCAAUCAUGACCGAUGAGGCACGCCCCCUGACAGGCACCGAAACGCUGGCUCUUCAGGGUCUUCCCGCCGAGGAGCUCGUUCUUUCGACGGAAACCCAAGCGCAGCAGCGGGACCUGGCGGGCAAUGCCAUGUCAGUCCCUGUUGUGGGAGCAGCAACCUAUGCGGCUAUUCUGGCUAUCGCGAAGGUUGAACCCGAGCUCUUCCGCCAGAUGACGCCGGAGGAAGCCCAGAGGAGGCAUGGAUUGUAUGUCUCCCGCCUUGGUGACCAGUUCGUCCAGGGCAAGGACGGUGGUACCAUGACGACCGAUGUCCCUUGGCUUAUUGAAAUCGCCAGUCAGAUGCGCCGCGUGUGCUUUUGCCCCAUCCGCCCGAGCAAGAUCUAUGUCUGCAGGACUUGCGGAGUCACCGCCUGCCCCUCAUGCUCCGGCAACCCCCCACAUAACUUCGGUGAUGACAUGGCUGACGACCUCCCGAACUGCUCUGUGGAAAGGGGCAAAUCGAGGCUGAAGGAUUGCUUGCCCGGCACUAUCAUGAUGUUUCUCCCCUCAGACCAAGUCAAGGAUGCGCUACGCCGCACUGCCGGUGGCAUCUUCCGCGAUGUAGCUUUGGAAGUUCUCGGGGGAAAUGACAGUGAGCUUCCGUUUUACUAUUUCGACGACAUCAAGGUUACAGAGUCCAUCACCAUCUGUUACAAGGCCGUUAACAGCAUCGCUCGGCUCGUCCUUUGUCCAGCGACUAAGACGGCCUGUUGGUACAUUUACAUCGCGCCUUGGCACAGCCAACUGGGCGAUCUCGCUAGGCACUUUGACGUCAACCAGCCGAUUGCUCGUGGCCAAGUCGACACUAACAUACUUGUUCCCACCUGGUCGGUCUGGAUUCCCGGCCGUGUUGAGCUUCGUCUCGAAUUACAACAAAACAAGCACGGUGAGGUCACUAUCGGCUCUUUGGACUACGUGAACAGUGAGGCGGCACACGAACAUCCAGACCUCCCGGCAUGGAAAGCCACCGUUGAAAGCAAGAUUCGUGGCACCUAUACCCAUAGCCCACAAUGUGGCACGGCCGGCAGGGCCCUGCACGUCAAGCAGCCUCAACAUGGUGACUCCAAGGUCUUCUUGAUGUGGGAAUCUCUCAGGCUCGAAGUGCCUGAGAAAGACCACUUCGUCUGGACCGAGAUGCCGCGGAGGAUUGAGUCUCACGAGUACCGGGAGGUUCUUCUUUGCGCCGACACGUCCAAGCCGUUCACUCUUCAGCCGGAGCAAGGCGUCAUGAAAGUAUACUGGAACGGGCAUUGGUCUAACGUAACCGUCCAUGGCCCUCUCACGCCGGCAACACCUCUACCCGAGCUCGCCGUUGUGUUCUGGGGCCCCACGGCUGAGCUCCAGCAGAGGAAAUGCCACUCUCCAGAGAGCCCAGAGAGUCCUAUCGUUCGGAUGGCCCCCUUCGCCGGCAUUCAAGCGCCGCUGCGUCGGUUCCCUGCCUCAAAAGCGUACUUGUCCAAGUUUCGACAGGAGCAUACGGACUCAGACUUCUAUGUCGUCCCUGCUGCUGGUCGCGAUGCCUUCUUGAGGCGCUUUGCCUUCCUCUCCAAGGAAAUUCGCCAGGCGACCAUGCCAGAAGACGGCGCUUCGUUCCCUCACCUCCAUAUGAGAUGGAUUUCAAUCGAUGCCUGCGACGUAUGCUCCGUUUCUCCUCCAAAAGCCGUCCUGCUCUGCAAAGAAGAGCCGCGUAGGGAUGCCACUGGGAAGAAUAGAGACGCCCGACUGAAGAAGCUGCUGGUCGAGGACCCCGAGGAUGCCGAGAAGUUUGAGAAGCAGCUGCAAGAGCUGCCAAAUGCAGUCACAGUGGCGGUUAGAUUGAGUCCAUCUUUGCCCAACAACGGUCAGAUAGAGGAACUUCUGGACAUCCGGAUCUUGUUACAGCCCAAAACACUGGCGUCCAGGGCGCUGGCUUACAUACGCCAGGGCCAUCCGAGCACGACUCGUGGCGCCGAUGUAAUCAACGACGAGUACAAGGCUUCGUUUCUCACAGAGCUUGAUUAUGCUUUCUUCUCGACACGUCCAGACUUCGCCCCGUUCCGCAACUCGGUCAAACCCUGUGGCGAUCACAACACGCAUGGCAUAGAUCUGACCAAUAACACCUGGAAGAUGCCAGCAGGCGAGCCACCGCGCUUCCUACGCAGGGUUGGAAGGAGCAGGCAGGUCGUACAGCACAGAUUGCGGCCAAGCCAGAGGGAUGCCGUCAAGUGGAUGAUCCAGCGGGAGAGGAUCCCUCUCAAUUUCAUUAAGCGCGAGAUUGAAGAGGAGGUGGUUCAACCACUCAACCUGCGCGUUGCCGGUAAGGCAGAAUGGACAACGCGGUUUCCCUACAGCUCACGAGGAGGCGUGGUCGCGCACGAGAUUGGCUAUGGCAAAACGGUCGUCACGCUAGCACUCGUUGACUACAUGCACGAGUAUGAUACGACCAUCUCUGUGGAGGAGCGCAUUCGAGAAGUCGAUGGCGCGUGGCGCAAGGAACUCGGAGACAAUGUCUUCCAGCUAUUUGGGUCCGAUGCAGAAGGUCUCCGGGCUGAAAGCUUCUUCCACCAUCUCUCGGCAACGCUGGUGAUCGUUCCCAGACACAUCACGGACCAGUGGGCUAAGGAAAUAGACAAAUUCCUCGGAUUGUCAACUCGAAAUGGCAGUGUCCUGGUCAUCAAGACCAGCCAGGCCUUCCACGGCAAAUACACGCUACAAGAACUCAAUAGGGCGCAGAUUAUCAUAGUCAGCAGUUCUGUUUUUGGGCCCUCCUUCCGGGAGAAGCUGGAGGAGGUGUCCGGCUGUGGCGUAGAAUUUGCCAAGGGCCUAAGCGGGAGGGCCUUGGACCUUUGGUACCGGGAAGCACUUCGCAAUCAUCGAAUCCUCACGGCUUUUUACCUGGCUGCUCGCCGAUCAAGCUCGGACGAGGAAAAGCUCAUUAGCCUAAUUGAGAAGUCGUUGCUCCCUCAGCUGAACCGUUCCGAAAUGGAAAAGCUGGACGACAUCUUGGAUAAACAGGUUCAGGGCAUCGACCGUAACUACUACAAGUCGCGACUCCGCGAUAACACAGUAGAGCCCAAGCAGCAGAAGAACACGGGAGCUACUCUCAAGUUCGGACAUGGAACGGCCGAAGGCCGUGGAAGGCAAGGUCGUGAUGCACAGUCAACCAAGUCACCUGUUGGCAACGUAUGGAGCCCCACGUCUCUUCAUGCUUGCAGUUUUGCUCGUAUCGUCUGGGACGAGUGCUCUUACGAUGAUGACAAGGACAGCUACAUCCCUGUCUUCGUAGCAAAUGCCGUCGCUAACUCCAAGUGGCUGCUUUCUGGCACUCCCAAGCUUUUCGAUCUUGGGGCCGUGUGCAGGCUAGCAAACGCUUUUGGCGUACACUUGGCUCGCCCUGAACCGCGUCUCAUGCCUGGCCUUCCGGCGAUUACCGAAGGGCCAAAGCCUGAGCAGCUGACACCGAGCGAACAGUUUUACGCUUAUUCAUCAUCCGUCAAAAGCAGCUCGCUAGCCGUAGAGCGCCAUAAUCAAGGCCACUCGUUCGUGAGUCAGUACUUCCGUUGUAAUCUCCUCGAAGACGAGGAAGAGAUUGAAUUCGAGGAAACAGUUGUUCCGAUCGCGAUGGCCCCCGUGACCGCAAUCCGAUACUAUCUCCUCGCACAGGAAGUUUUGGAUGCCGGAGAGGACUACAGUCUGUUGCCAGAACAUGCGCGCUCCCAGAUCAAACUGAAGGGAAGCGAUCUCGCUACUCGGGACGUGAAGGCUCAGGCCAGGAUGCUGCUCGGACUUAUGGCUUGCGGACUGGGUCAGAACGAGAACAUCCAGUCUAUCGACGAUGUAAAGCGUGAUCUUGAUCAGCGUGUUGCUGGCUGUAGCAGACAGUUCAAGAUGCUUUUCGACAAGCAGAUGUUUCUCUGGAGCUGGAUAAAUUUGCUCCAUGAUCUCGAGUCGAGCGCUGCUUGGAGUGACCCCGUCAAAGACAGCUUGGAGAAGGUGGAAUUUAUUUGCAGCCGACUCACCGAGGCUUUGCUUGGAAACAAGCGCGUCACAAGAUUUGAUGAGGGCGACCUCUACCCGCACGAAGCCCAACUUAUCGCUCCGCAUGUGCCCGGCGACGACCCCGAGGGCAACAGGACAAUCUAUCCAGAGUGGGAAGACUGCCUCAACCAGGAUUGGGCGGCUCGCUUUCGGAAGAGCAGCGCUCUAUACACCUGGAUCGACUUCUUUGAUAUUAGUGACUGUGACAUUAACAAAUUACAUGAAGAGCAGCUCCGUUCGCUAGCCAAAGACAUCCUUUACCUGCGGUGCAAGAUUGAUCCGGAUGUUAGGCCGCUUGAGAGACAACCUGGAGGAGCCAAGGAGGCGAUGAUGAAGCAGCGCUGGCUUGAGAACGCCUUGGAAGACACAACAAUUCGGAGAAUUGCCAAAGAGAAUGCAGCUACUAUCGACAUGCGCGUGGAGAAGGAUCUCUCAGUCAUCACUCAGCUGUCGAAAGCAGAGUUGGUAUCAUUUAUCAAGAGCUGCCAGGACGCAAAGUCUCGGCAGAUGGAGCGAGAUGCGGCUAACGCCGACCGCUUUGACCAAUGCUCGACAAGGGAAUUGCGUGACUUGUGCCUCGAACACAACCUGAAGGUGCCCGGUACAACCGGGGAGAUGAAGUCAGUAUUGAAGCAACAUCUCAUGGGCACUUUGGGUCGCGAGCAUUACCGCGAUGGGCGCGCCCCAGUCAACCGCUACCGCAGCUUCCAAGCUGCCAUGGCAUGCGAGAAUCGGAGCCUGUCUCAUCAGAUUUCUCGCGCGAACGAGGAGCUCAAGCAAACCUUGGUGCACCUCACCAAGACAAUUGAAGAUCUACGCGCUGCUAAGCUCGAGGGUGGCUUUGUGCCUGGAUACGACUCGCUGACCAAGGGUGACAACGACACCAAGACGUGCGCCAAAUGCCGACGCCCGCUUCCAGACGACCUUUCAUUCAUCGUUGUUGCGUGCGGGCACUUCCUCUGCGAGGACUGCAAGAAAUCUGCGGGUUUCUACUGCCCCGUUAAUGAUUGCCUGGCUUUCGUCCACGAGCGUCCGGUUCUCAGCUGCUCAGAGAUCCGUCGUCUCUAUACCCAACAAGAAGAGGCGUACGAGACACGGGCGGCGGCUGUCGUCGACCUGGUCAAGCACCGCAUUCCCAGGGACGAGUUCGUUGUCGUGUUUGCUCAGUAUGGCUUGUUCGUCGAGGCAUUGGACACCGCAUUCAGGAAUUCCGGGCUCCGCUAUACCAACCUUUCCAAGGUCAACGACGAGAAUAUUGCGGCGAAGCUUGAAGACUUCAAGAACGGAAACGCGGGGCAGAUCCUGCUACUUGACAUCGACAAUGAGACGAGCGCAGGCAGCAAUCUGACCAACGCGAACCACGUGAUCUUUGCCAACCCAUUUGUGCACCAUGACGAGGAGCACCAGUCCCGUACCGUCAGGCAGGCGCGAGGCAGAUGUGUCCGUAUCGGGCAGACAAGGAAGGUGCACGUGUACCACUUCAUGGCUCCCGGGACGAUUGAAGAGCAGACGCUUCGUCAUUAUUCUGAGUACAGCAAAGACGUCUCGGGCUUUUUCGAGAAGUGGGAACUUGUGCCGUGGUGGAUGGAUCGCAUGGAGAAGCGUACCGAGAGGUCUUGUGGUCACUCUUGA